AUGGAGACCGGCUCCAGUCAUGGCUUGUGUAAGCUCUACUUCCUGGACGCCGUGUGGCUCUCCGAGUUUAUCUGUUGCCGCACCUUUGCCCCCAAACCUGCCCUGGACAUCGGCUUUCGGCAGCAGAGCAACAACUCCAUCCAGCUGCAUUUCAAGAUGAGCUUUGUUCCUGCGGGAUUCUGGGAGCGCUUUAUAGCCAGGAUGCUAAUCAGUUUGAAGCAGAUGGACGUGCAGGCAUUGGAGACCAAGAGGGUCACGAAGAGCCCGAGGAACCACAGUACGGUGAUCAGUCAGACCAUCUACUGGAGAGAAGGGCUGCUAGUCACCUUCGACGGCGGAUAUCUGAGGUUAGCAAGGGUUUGUUUCUGGCUUUCAGAUUAAGAUUCAACAUUUCUCUCAUUUAAUUCAUCCGCUGUUGUUAGUUUCAACUAAAAACAUGCUUUUGUUCUUUGAAAUUAAAUUAUUAUUAUAAAAUAAAUGUUACUAAAUAAACAAUAAAAAGUAAAAAAAGAAAAAAGUGAGAAUGUAUUUUCUGAGAAAAUGCAUAAAUGUCA
Messenger RNA from Carassius gibelio (silver crucian carp), 554 nucleotides. RefSeq names its product leucine-rich repeat serine/threonine-protein kinase 1-like. NCBI's taxonomy places the organism in Eukaryota, Metazoa, Chordata, Actinopteri, Cypriniformes, Cyprinidae. The coding region runs from base 1 to 381 and encodes 126 amino acids. The record is from RefSeq and is a predicted model, not a curated record. The transcript is spliced from 3 exons.